This is a messenger RNA of Mercurialis annua (annual mercury), 758 nucleotides long. RefSeq lists its product as uncharacterized. Bases 356 to 598 code for a protein of 80 amino acids. The record is from RefSeq and is a predicted model, not a curated record. The transcript is spliced from 2 exons. NCBI's taxonomy places the organism in Eukaryota, Viridiplantae, Streptophyta, Magnoliopsida, Malpighiales, Euphorbiaceae.
GUACAAAUAUUUCUCCACAUACACACAUGCUUGCUUCUAUUCCCCCUCCAACCCAAAAAUCCAAUACAAUCCACAGCAACUCAAAAAAACAUAGUCCCACAAUUAAUCAUUUGCAGCAUUACUUACUACACAUUCUCUCCACUGAUUUUCAUUUUAUUUUGAUCUCUGUCGCAUAGCUUCCAAGAAACUUCGCCAUAUUAUAAAAGAACAAGCCUUAUCGACCGUACACCUGGCUGUCUCAGGGCAGAAUCGGUGCACAGCCCUUGUGUGCUCUUGCUAUGUACCUUCUAAUUCAAGAAACUAUGGCAGCAAAAACAGCAGCAACAGUAGCAAGAAGCAAAUUCUUGAUGGGAAAAUGCAAGAAUUGGCCGAUAAUCUUACCCAUCAACUACAGAAUCAAGAAAAUAUUAUUGAACCAUUUACGCUCAAGAGUAAUCUCAAGAGAACAACAGUUGUUAAUGAACAUUCAAGAAAAACAGUAAAAUGGCCUGAUGCUUAUGGUAAAGAAAUUGCUCAUGUUCAUGAGUUUGAGCCCAGCAUAAGUGAAGAUGAAGAACUUGAAGGAGUAAGAAACUCUUGUAUUUGUACAAUACAAUGAAGAAGAACUACCCCCAAGGUAUGAUGGCAGGAUGCUCAUAAUUGUAGUACAAACACACUAAAAACAUACUCUUUUUUGUUGUGUUUUAUGUCUAUUAAACAUUGAAUUUUGCCCUGCUGAGAUCAUGCAAUUCAUUAAUAAAUUUGGAUAAUUGAUAAUC